CGACUUGCAGCAGCAUGACGACGUUUCCGCUGCCGGCGACCUUCUUCCGCUGCCCCGAGCUCUCGGUCGACGAGCGCGAGUACAUGGUCAACCUCGCUCAAAAGUCGCUGGUCGAGCUCGUGCGCCACUCCAACCUCGAAGGCGGCCCGAUCCGCUGGAGCCUCGACAGCGACGACGCCGGCCUUCAGCUCUACACGGGCUCAGACCCGUCGGCGGUCGGGUCGGAGAUGACGUUCCUUUGCUCGACGACCGAGAUCAUGGCGUCGCUCGACGAGGUCGCAGCGCUCUUCCGCUCGGACACGACCGAGACCUUCCGCGAGUACACGCGCAACUUUGGCAAGGACCUCCUCGACGCGCAGUCGCUCUACACGCUCGCGCGCCCGACGCCCGAGAACCCGCGCCACUUUAUCGGCGUCAAGUGGAUGGUGCUCGAGGUGCCCAACGGCUUUGCCAAGAACCGCGACAUGUGCUACCUCGAGUGCCAAGACGACUUUGAGAUGAACGGCAAGCGCGGCUGGGCGCGGUCGCUCAAUUCGAUAAAAUUGCCGUGCUGCCCCGACUUGCAGAACAGCCUCAACCUCGUGCGCGCGUCCAUCUACCGCACGGGCUUCGUCUUUCUCGAGACGAACCGUCCUGGGUACCUCAAGGCCAUGCACGCGGUGCAGAUCGACCUCAAGGGCAACAUCCCAAAGUUCAUCGUCAAGAUGGGCGCCAAGCGCCGCGCGCGGAGCAUCGCCGACAUUGACCAGUUCCUGCGCGAGCGGCGCCUCAGCAACGAAGUCUUUCUCGACAAGCAGCAGCUCAUUCCGCGCUCGAUGCGGAGCAAGUGCUUUCUCUGCAGCAAGAAGUUUGGGCCUUUCUCCAAGAAGAAGAAUUGCCGCAAAUGUGGCGAGGUCGUCUGCAGCAGCUGCAGCAAGUACUGGGACAUCAACGUGAACGGCCUCGGCCGAUCCAUGAUCCGCGUCUGCUCCGCGUGUUCGGUGGGGACGUUCCACAAGGGCCUUCCACAGCUCCAGUCGGCCUUCACCGACAACCUCAGCGAACAAGACUCGACUGAUUACCACGAAGAAGGCAAGCGAGUGCUGAGCCGGCACAGCCACCACACGCCCCGGAUGGCGCGGGGACUGCAGCGCCCACCGCAGGACGUCAGCGUGAGCUUGAGCUCCAAGCAGGCGCAGUUUAGUCGGCGCGAGCCGCCGGUCAUCGCUGCCAACCGCCAUAUGCUGCCCGCCGCCCGGUCCAUCAAGCCGGACUCGGCCACGGAGCCGUCGAGUGCGCCGCAGCAGUCUCGAGCGUCGCGGUACACGGUCGAGAGCAACCAAAGCAACGGGCGCACGACCAAUGAGGAGUGGCAGGCGUCAGACACCGGCAGCAACGACGGCGGCGCGCGCUACGGCUACGACAGUCGACCGAUUGCCGAAGCGCGGUAUGCACCGGUGCCUGAGGGCCGCGAGCGUGGUGACAACGACCGGUACGAGGAGCGCAGCCAAGAGAGCCGCGAGAUCGACCCCCGCGGACGCUUCGCCGAGCCGCCGCAGAGCCACAACGCGCGGUUCCAAGACCACGAGCCCCGGUACCCGGACGCUCGCUUUCAGGAUACGCGCAGUCGCGACUUCGACCCGCGGUACAUCGACUACGACCCGCGGUUUCCGGAUGCUCGGUACGCCGACGCCGACCCUCGCUACGACCACGUCCGCCACCCCGAGCCUCGGUACCACGAGUCACGGUACUUUGCUGGCCAGCAACCAGCGCGCUACGACGACCGCUACUACGACCGUGAUCCGCGCUACAUGGACCCUCGCUACAUGGACCCACGCUUCAACGAUCGGCGCUACGUCAAUCCUCGUCACGACGAUCGCGGCGCGCGGCUCCUCGAGCACCCGGACAUGACGCCACCGAGUGAGAUGGUGGCACCCGAGACUGUCGACGUGCGCCCGCCACCGACCAGCGGCCGCCCCGUGUCGGUAACGUCCGACGACGACGCUCACUACCGCCCCUACGCACCCCUCAACGCGCAAAACCUCGCCGCGUUCACAGCGCAGCGCCCAAAUGCCAACGGUGCAGCGGAUCCGGACCGGUACAUGGACGCACGGCGCCAGAUCCAGGAAGAAUCGCCCGACCACUACAUGGACGCCCGGCGCCGCGACGGCUACAACCGCCGCCGGUACGACGACGAGCUCGUGGGGCGCUACGAAGACCGUGCUCACCCUGACGCUCGGUACCAAGAGCCAUCGCGCUACCAGGAACCGUCUCGGUACAUGGAUCCUCGUGACCAGUCGCGGUACCCAGACGAGCCGCGUUACCCUGACCAGCCUCGGUACAACACCCAGCCGCGGUAUCCCGACGAACCUCAGUACAGCAACGAUCCACGUCGCGUUGCGGACUGCGAGCCCAAGGCAGCUCCGACGAGCGAGCUCGCGAUGCUCGCACAGCAGAUGGCGUCCCUCGGUGUGCAGAUGGACCCCGCGGCCAUGACGCCAGCGCAGCUCAAGGCCCUUUACAACCAGCUCCAAAAGCUCAACCUGGACGACUCCAAGUCAGCUCCAGCGCCCUAGUUUGUUGUACACGAAGAUAUGA
Messenger RNA from Saprolegnia parasitica CBS 223.65, 2577 nucleotides. RefSeq lists its product as hypothetical. NCBI's taxonomy places the organism in Eukaryota, Oomycota, Saprolegniomycetes, Saprolegniales, Saprolegniaceae. The coding region runs from base 15 to 2555 and encodes 846 amino acids. Gene Ontology annotation, molecular function: metal ion binding. The record is from RefSeq and is a predicted model, not a curated record. The transcript is spliced from 4 exons.